CCACUCAGUUCUCAUUCGGCGCUCUGUUGUCAUCGAUGUUGUCUCGCGAAAAGUGCAGCUCUCGUUUGCUUUUCGUGUCUCGCGUUUCUGCAUUUACACGGUUUUUCCUCGCAGCUGAGGAAAAAUCGAAAGAAAAUCUAUUUCACGCAAGCCCAGCUGAAAAUAUAAACAAAUGUUCCUGUUGCAGUAAGUGAUUUAAAAAAAUAAUAAAAUAAAACUGCAAAACCAAGCAGGGCCAAAAAUAAGCUAAAGAGCGGCGGCGAGAAGUCAAAAAGCAAAAAAAGCAAAAAAAAAAAGCUGAAAAGCCGGGAGCAACGUAUUGAAGACGCAAUUUCUGAAUAAUUUAAUCGAGCGUUCACACGGCGCCAGCUGUGAAAAUAAAGAGAGAGUGCUGAAGAGUUAAUUGAAUCGGCAGAGGCGCAGCGCACGCUGAUAAGAACCGGGUAUGUUUGCCAGCACCGUCGAGACGGGCGUCAUGGAGGUCGGCGGCACCAGUGCCACCAGCAGCAGCAACACCAGCAACAAUGGCGGCAGCGGCAGCGGCGGUGGCAACAGCAACAGUGGCGGCGCAGGCGGCAGCAUCGAGCUGCUGUGCCCGCCCAGCGGCAGCAGCAGCAUCAGCGGCAGCGCCAGUUUCAGCAGCAACAGCGGUGCCAGCGGCAGCAGCAGCCAAACGCACAGCACGGCCAUCAGCAGUGCCACAGAUCGCAGCAACAACAAUGGCAACAGCAAUCACAAUCCGAGCUUACAACUGAAUGGUAACGGGGGCAGCAACACGAGGCAACACAGCAGCAGCAGCAGCAGCGGCAGCAACAGCAGCAGCAACAUGAGCCCUCCCCCCAGCAGCAGCAACAACAAUAAUCACAGCAGCAACAUCAUUAGCGGCUUCUGCAGCACCAUUUGGCGUUCGGCCACAUUUGGCAGUGCCACGCCCGUGAUUAACCCAUUACCAGCCGUACACAUUAACCCCAAGAGCAUGGAGAGCAGCAGCGACAGUUGCUCAUUGAGCUCCUCGACCACGCCGGAUGUUUGCCUGGCUGAUCAGCAAAGGAACAUGGCCAGCGGCGCUCAAGAACAGACAGAGGAUCAGUCCCAAACAUUCCUAGGCGCCACCGAACUGGACGAUGAGUUAAUCAAACAACUGCCAAAGGAGGUACUGCUGCGCGUCUUCUCCUACCUGGAUGUUGUUUCACUAUGCCGCUGUGCACAGGUAUGCAAAUAUUGGAACGUGCUGGCCCUCGACGGUUCCAGCUGGCAGAAAAUCAAUCUAUUCGACUUUCAACGUGAUAUCGAGGGUCCAGUGAUUGAGAAUAUAUCGCAGCGAUGUCGCGGUUUUCUCAAGUCACUGUCGCUGCGUGGCUGCCAGUCGGUGGGAGAUCAGUCCGUAAGAACUCUAGCGAACCACUGCCACAAUAUCGAGCACUUAGAUCUGUCGGAUUGCAAGAAGAUAACCGAUAUAUCCACACAGUCCAUCAGCAGGUAUUGCUCCAAGCUAACGGCCAUUAAUUUGCACUCGUGCUCCAACAUAACAGACAACAGCUUGAAGUAUUUAUCCGAUGGCUGUCCAAACCUCAUGGAGAUCAACGUGUCCUGGUGCCAUUUGAUCUCCGAGAACGGUGUGGAGGCGCUGGCUCGUGGCUGCGUCAAGCUGCGCAAAUUCAGCAGUAAAGGUUGUAAACAAAUAAACGACAAUGCCAUAAUGUGCCUGGCCAAAUACUGUCCCGAUUUAAUGGUGCUAAAUCUACACAGCUGCGAGACCAUAACCGAUUCAUCGAUCCGCCAACUGGCCGCCAAUUGCCACAAGCUGCAGAAGUUGUGCGUGUCCAAGUGCGCGGACCUCACCGAUCUCACUCUGUUGUCCCUCUCGCAGCACAAUCAGCUACUGAACACCCUGGAGGUGUCUGGGUGUCGCAACUUCACGGACAUUGGCUUCCAGGCGCUGGGGCGCAACUGCAAGUAUCUGGAGCGCAUGGACUUGGAGGAGUGCAGUCAGAUCACAGACCUUACGUUGGCUCAUCUUGCCACUGGCUGCCCCAGCUUAGAGAAAUUGACCCUUUCGCAUUGUGAGCUGAUUACGGACGAUGGCAUUCGACACCUCACCACUGGCAGCUGUGCUGCGGAAAUUCUGUCCGUGCUGGAGCUAGACAACUGCCCGCUGAUAACCGAUCGCACGCUAGAGCAUUUGGUGUCCUGCCACAAUCUGCAGCGCAUCGAGUUAUUCGACUGUCAGCUUAUCACCCGCACCGCCAUACGCAAGCUGAAGAACCAUCUACCAAAUAUCAAGGUGCACGCCUAUUUUGCCCCCGGAACGCCGCCGGCUGUGACCAGCGGCCACCGACCACGCUAUUGCCGCUGCUGUGAGAUUCUCUGAGAUACGGCCAUCGGCUUCGCCAGAAAGAUAAUGCGAAAGACAGCCACGGACUGAUGCUGGCCCGUGUGCAUCGUCAUGUUCGCCAUGGUGUUCAGCCUGACCCUCGUCUCGAUGAUCUGCAUGUACUUGCUGGGCCUGCUCGACGCGGCGAUGACCACAUAGCCACCAGAUUCAGAUUGAGAUCCGACCCAGCAGAAGCAGCAUAGCCAACAGCAGCAGCGGCUUCAUCGAAACCGAAACCUAACCCUAGUUUUAAUUUAAAGCGAGUUUCAAAAACUCGCAGAAACCAGCAUCAAAUUGUGAUUAUUUUAUUUAAUAUGCUACGUUAACUACUAGACCCUCACUUGUGUAAACUGUAUUAGCACCCACACUCUAUGUUUGUUAUUAACUGCAGCCCGAUGAAUUGCUAGCUUAUAUAGAUCUGUAUAUAUAUACAUAUAUGUAGUCGAUCCACGGCAGUUUCAGAUGGUACCGCUGAAUGUUCUGUGUCUAGCCUAAAAACUGCAAUUAUGUGCGUUUAGUUUUAACUCUCAUACACGCAUGCCUGUAUUAAAUGUUUGCUAAAUUAUGACUAAAUUAUAAAUCCAUCUGAGGCAUGCUUCGGAUUUUAUCUCUCACUGGUCCCAAAAACGAAAGAAAAAAGAAAAUACAGGAGUUUUCCAAAUUCCGUAACAUGUCGAUAGAACCACAAAGCGUUCAAAACACUUACUAUCCGAGAUACUAUUAAUUUCACUUUUAGUCCACUCAAGUCUAGUGCCAGCUAAACUGUUCAGCAAUUAGCAUUAUCUAUGUAUAGCCAUGUAUAUUACACAACGAACAAACGACUCACACUGGAUCAUCUUUCCCAAAAAAACACAUCAAUAAUCCAAUAAAUCUGUACAUACACCUUUUGGGUUCACACAGAUAUUUAUACAGACUAUUUUGUAACGUAUUAUCUAAUGAAAAAUGUAUAAAGGGCCACGAAAGUUAUCGUUGAGCGAUAAGCUCACAUUCGGUCCAACACCACUAAGUAGAUAAUAUAGGAUUUUUCACCACUGAAAGGUUUCCCCUGUCCAGAAGAACUAUAUCCAAUCCUCGAGAGAUCAAACCGAUCCCAAGUUGUGAGCUGGGGAAUUGAAUAAACAAUGUCGUGACGAACGCCCCUAACCCAUCACACCCACAGCAAUCCCCUCGACACAUACAGAUAAGCACAAUAAAACGCAAAACGAUACCAGAUGAGAUAUUUUCCUGAUUCUCUUUAUUCUGUCUUAAUGUUAAGCUAAGCAAAUGGUGUCAUACAAACAUAUACCUACCAUAUAUUUUCCUAGAAAGAAAAACCAAAAAGAAGUCAAAAUCAUAUUUACACAAAAAUACAUAAAAAAAAUGCAAAAAGAUAAAACAAGAGUUGUAAGUUGCGUAUUUUAACGGAUCUUUCUGUCUGUCUCUUGUAGUGCGUUUCAACUUUGUGUUAAAACUGUUUAACAAGAAAAGAACUAAAGAAUCACAACUGAUAUGUAUUAAUUAGACUUAGAGUUGAACAAAGAACACAAAAAAUAAAUAUAUAUAUUUGGAAAAUUGCCGUAAAGUGCAAUCGAGUUCCGUACCACGCAAGAAAAAACUUUUGGUUCAAUAAAAUUUACAUCUAAAAGGAGAA
Messenger RNA from Drosophila erecta, 4004 nucleotides. Its product is annotated as F-box/LRR-repeat protein 20. Bases 446 to 2371 code for a protein of 641 amino acids. The transcript is spliced from 10 exons. Gene Ontology annotation, cellular component: SCF ubiquitin ligase complex. Gene Ontology annotation, biological process: SCF-dependent proteasomal ubiquitin-dependent protein catabolic process. The record is from RefSeq and is a predicted model, not a curated record. Gene Ontology annotation, molecular function: protein binding. NCBI's taxonomy places the organism in Eukaryota, Metazoa, Arthropoda, Insecta, Diptera, Drosophilidae.